AUAUGCUCACGUAAACGAAUUACAACAAAUUUGGCUUUUAACCAAAAAUUUCGGGGAAUGUGUACAAUGAUCUAGAACUUUGGCUGACAUUCCCAUUUUCUCUACCCAGUGAGCGCUUUGGGAUUGGAUGGUUAACUCCAUCGACCCAUGGCUUCUUCCUCUGCCAUUGCAAAAUCUUCUCCUUCUGCCAUUGUAAUAUCUUCUCCUUCUGCCAUUGCAUUCAAACCCUUCCAGAAAUUCUCUAACAAAACGCUUGCCUCUCAUAAAUUAUCUACAAAAUCAUCCAAAACCAGUCUAAGCCUACCGGUUAAGAGUAAGCUGCAAUCGGAUGGCAGCUUUUCAGUCCAAAGCGGCCCUGGUUCGAGUCCCUCCCAAACUAUAGAUUUCAAAUUAUUCUUCUCCGCAGGCAGCUCUGCUUUGCUCAAAUGCCAUCGAGGUGUCGAAAAGCUCUUAACUUCCAUAACAGAUGCUGAUCAUUUAUUUGUGUGGUGUACAAGCUUAGCGGUAAUGUUUUCUGUUGUAACGUGUAAUGUGGAUAGCGCCAAUGCUUUUGUGGUUACUUCUCCUCGAAAACUACAGACUGAUGAACUCGCCACUGUGAGACUCUUCCAGGAUAAUACUCCUUCCGUUGUUUACAUUACCAAUCUCGCCGUCAGGCAGGAUGCUUUCACACUGGAUGUUUUGGAAGUUCCUCAGGGUUCGGGAUCAGGUUUUAUAUGGGAUCAAAAGGGGCAUAUUGUUACUAAUUAUCAUGUUAUCAGAGGUGCCUCUGAUCUCAGAGUGACCCUUGGUGACCAGUCAACAUAUGAAGCAAAGGUAGUUGGAUAUGAUCAAGACAAAGAUGUUGCAGUGCUACGAAUUGAUGCCCCAAAAGAUAAAUUAAGACCCAUACCGGUUGGAACCUCUACAGAUCUUUUAGUAGGGCAGAAAGUUUUUGCAAUUGGAAACCCAUUUGGUCUGGAUCACACCUUGACAACUGGUGUCAUCAGUGGACUUCGGAGGGAGAUUAGUUCGGCUGCAACUGGUCGUCCCAUACAAGAUGUAAUUCAAACAGAUGCUGCUAUAAACCCUGGGAAUAGUGGAGGUCCAUUGCUUGAUAGCUCAGGAAGUUUGAUUGGUAUAAAUACUGCUAUAUACUCUCCAUCAGGAGCAUCAUCUGGUGUGGGCUUUUCAAUUCCAGUAGAUACUGUAGGUGGCAUUGUUGAUCAACUAGUUAAGUUUGGGAAAAUCACUAGACCUAUAUUGGGUAUUAAAUUUGCACCAGAUCAAUCUGUUGAGCAACUUGGUGUAACUGGAGUACUGGUGCUUGAUGCUCCCGCAGAUGGACCAGCUGGAAAAGCUGGUCUGAAAUCAACUAAACGAGAUGCAUAUGGCCGGCUUGUGUUGGGUGACAUUAUUACAGCUGUGAAUGGGAAGAAAGUCAGCAAUGGAAGUGAUCUCUACAGAAUUCUUGACCAGUGCAAAGUUGGUGAUGUGGUAACAGUGGAAGUUUUACGGGGAGACCAAAAAGAGAAAGUUUCCGUUACUCUGGAGCCAAAAGUUGAAGAGGUCAAAUCUACCUAAACAAAAGUGAAUUGUUUCUAUGGAGACAAGCCUUAAUGUUGUAUUGGUAACUAUUUUUAGUGUACUCUUGUCAAUGCAUGUAAGAAUAUGUAGAAUUGAGAAACUGAACUGUAAAUGUGCAUUAACUUUUCCCUUUUAAACAUAAGGGACCUUCUAAAUCUUGUCAGGUGAAAAGGGAAAUUUUGAGAUUCAAUAUCUCACCAUUUUUUCCACUAUGACACUAAUUAUAGACAUUUCAUCAUUUGUACUGAAGGAUGAUACAUAUUUUGUAUGCCUGACAUUUUGUUCUGAGAAGAACUACUCAUGGUAAUUUUGUAUCAUGCAAUUGUUACCAAUUAAUCUUCUAUUGAAACUCUCAACCAAUCUUUGUCGGAUUGUUUGUGUGGGUUUCAAUUUCUGUU
Molecule: messenger RNA, 1964 nt
Organism: Cryptomeria japonica (Japanese cedar)
Lineage: Eukaryota; Viridiplantae; Streptophyta; Pinopsida; Cupressales; Cupressaceae
Product: protease Do-like 1, chloroplastic
Exons: 8
Coding region: 148-1563 (471 amino acids)
Biological process (GO): proteolysis
Molecular function (GO): protein binding; serine-type endopeptidase activity
Source: RefSeq, a predicted model, not a curated record